UGCCCUCCGUCCGCUGGUGGCGCUGCAGUCCGUGCUGCUUUCCUGUACUUCCGGGUCAGCGCUCGGGACCCCGCGUGUAAAGUCUUGUCUUCUCUUCUCUUCUCUUGUCUUCUCUUCUCUUGUCUUCUCGCGACUUUCAGCGACUUUUAAAGACAUCAGAAUGGCGCCACCUCGCUCCAAGAAGCGGCGGCCGACCUUUCGGCGUCUGCUGAAAACCAGCAGCGUGAAGCUGGACAACAAGAUGAAGAACCGGCAGAUGAAGCAGCAGAGCUCGGCUAAUAAGCAGCGGAAAGAGCAGAAGAAGAUGCGACGGGCGUUGAAAGGCUCCGCCCACAGCAUGCCCCGCCCACUAGAGACUUACGUGAAGAGAGCAGAGGAAGAGGAGGACUUCCUGGAGAGUCUUCCCACCGACAUGAUGGACGACAGCGACCUGCAGCAGAUGACCUCCUUCCUCGGACGGGACUUGUCGUCAUGCGCCCCGGUGCACGGCGCCAAGAAGCGAAGGUCGGACGUCCUUCCCAGUUAUGAGAAGGUUCCCAGGAAGAUGAGUCGUGUCCAAGAGAAGGAAGUAGUCCACCUGCUUCCUAUCAAGGACAAGACCGGGGUCAUCCCACAGAGUCUGGAACGAGUAAGGUCCAAGCAGCCAGAUGAAGAUGACGAAGAGGAUGAAGAAGAAGCAACACUAGAGGGCGACAAAGAAGGGGCGGAGCCACAGAUUGUGGCGACACUGACGCAGGAGGAGAGAGAGAGCGUGCGAGCUCAGAUGAUUAGAGAGAGGAGACUGACAAUCGCCCGACUGGCAUCCGGCGUCAUCUCUGACCCCAUCAACAAUUUUAAGUGUGUGAAGCAGCUGCGGGGGAUGCUAAUGGAGGCGGAGUCUUGCGUGGCGGUGACGGUCAGGAAACUGGUGAUGGUGUCGCUAGUGGAGAUCUUUAAAGAUAUUACCCCCUCCUACAAGAUACGACCUCUCACCUCUGCAGAGAAAGCCACCAAGGUGAAGAAAGAGACGAAGCAGCUGCGGGAAUUUGAGGAAAGUUUGCUGAGUCAAUACAAGUUCUUCCUGGAGGACUUGGAGCAGACCAUCAAAGACUGGAAGCAGCAGAAGAAGAAACGCAGCCAGAAGGUGGCGCUAGAGUCUUACAGCAGCCUGGCACAGGUGGCCGUCAGGUGUCUGUGCCAGCUGCUGCUCGCCAUGUCACACUUCAACUUCCACAACAACAUCACGGUGGCUUUGGCGCCGCUCAUGAACGACAAGACCGUAUCCCAGAUGUGCUGCGACGCCUUCGCUGCACUCUUCAACCAAGACAAAGUGGGCGGGGCCUCUCUGGCUGCCGUACGUGUCAUCUCAGGUCUGGUCAAGAGUCACAACUACAACAUCAGGCCGCAGGUGCUGAGGACGCUACUGAGUCUGAGGAUCAAGGAAGUGCACGUAAAGAAGGACCUGCACGCCACCGCGCCCAAGAUGAAGAAGAUGACCAACAAGGACAAGAAGAAGAACCUGUCACGCAUGCAGAGGAAGUGGAAGAAAGCUGAAGAGAAGUUGCAACAGGAACUUCUUGAAGCUGAAGCUUUAGACAGCAAAGACAAGAAAAUCCAACUGCACACUGACAUCCUCAACAUGGUCUUCCUCAUCUACUUCCGCAUUCUCAAGAAAGCUCACAAGUCUCUUCUUCUUUCUGCUGUGUUGGAGGGGCUGGCCAAUUUUGCCCACUUGAUCAACUUGGAGUUCUUUGAUGACCUGCUCAAUGUGCUGCAGCGCCUCAUCCAAUCAGGGGAUCUGACCAAUCAGGAGAGUCUGCACUGCAUCCAGACCGUCUUCACCAUCCUGUCAGGACAAGGUGACGCUCUCAACAUCGACCCGCUCAACUUUUACUCGCACCUGUACAAGAUGUUACCUCAGCUGCAUGCAGGGGCACACAGUGAUGACAUCAUCAUUGUUCUGCGUUGCUUGGACACCAUGCUGAUCCGCCGCAGGAAACAGGUGACUCUGCAGAGGGCCAUGGCCUUCAUCAAGCGACUGAGCAUGCUCAGUCUGCACGUGCUGCCCAACGCCAGCGUGGGCAUCCUUGCUGCCAACAGAGCUGCCCUGCAUUCAUUUCCAAAGUGUGACUUCCUACUGGACAACGAGGUUCAGGGCAGUGGGUUCUACCUCCCAGAACUGGACCAACCAGAACACUGCAAUGCUCAGAACACAGCCUUGUGGGAACUCCACACACUACAGAGACACUUCCAUCCAGUUGUGCGCCAGCUAGCAGUCCACCUGAGUCGUGGUGCUCCCAGUGAAGGCAGCGCAGCACUCAGCGUGGAAUUGAGUCGCAGGUACGGUGAUGUGUGUGUGUGUGUGUGUGUGUGUGUGCGUGUGUGUGUGUGUGUUUGCAAUGGUGACAAGAAGUGUAAUGUGUGUGUGUGUGCUUGCCAGAGGUGGGUAGAGUAGCUAAAAUGGUACUCC
Molecule: messenger RNA, 2449 nt
Organism: Nerophis ophidion (straightnose pipefish)
Lineage: Eukaryota; Metazoa; Chordata; Actinopteri; Syngnathiformes; Syngnathidae
Product: nucleolar complex protein 3 homolog
Exons: 19
Coding region: 161-2434 (757 amino acids)
Biological process (GO): DNA replication initiation
Cellular component (GO): nucleolus
Molecular function (GO): chromatin binding
Source: RefSeq, a predicted model, not a curated record